AUGGAAUACCAAGACAGUUCGCCACCCAGGUUUAGGAACCCUAGCUCUAACAGAGUCACUGUAUACAACGGUGCCACCCUGCCAACGAUGCCGAAGAGCGCCACACCGACAUCGAGCUCAACAACAGUUACGACGCAUCUGCAAAAUAUUAAGGAGGAGGAAGCAAACGAUGACGAACUCACUCAAGUAGAUCGUUCUUCUCCUCGUGUUCUAGGGAGAAUCUCCUCUACAUCCUCAUCUUCAUCCAAUAUCGAUUUGCACGAUAACUUGGAUAUGUUACACGAAAUAGAAAAAUCAAAUACCAAUCUUUCUUUAUCAGCUCCCAAUUUACACGAGGAAAUGGGUAUGCUCAGCGAUAAAGGUAACAGUAAAGAAGAGUUGGCUUUGUUGCCACCUUUACCUCACACAGGUGAAAUGGAAAUCACUCCACAAUUUGACAUCAACGAGGCUAUUUUUGAACGAGAUGACAUUAGCCACUCUUCAAGGCUGGAGGCAGAUGACGUGAUAGCAAAGUUAGCAAACUCUACUCGAGAUGCUACGAGGGAAGAUCAGGAAUUUGCCAUCGUGGCUCAUGGCCACAAUGCAUCGACAAACGACGAUUCGCAGUUAAGCGCUACCAUUCUUGACAACCAAACGUCGUUUGAUCUUUCUAAAGCUCUAGAGAUGACUAGUUAUUCAAACAUUUCCAACAUUAUAAAUAGUUCUGGCUCUGAGGGAAGACGUUCAAGGACCCCGGUAAGUAAUGCCACUUUGAAACCACUCUCAUCAUCUCCUGAAAGUGCGGAACGUGAGGAAAACACGACUUCGUCUUCUUCCACGUCAGGUCACAUGGCUACUAUGCAGUAUGAUCCUAAGGAAAAAACAAAUUUCACCCCCGUUUCACCUUCUUCUGUUUUUGAUCAACAACAGAACAACGCAUCUUUGCGAGAAAGAAGCAGAUCUAAUUCUAGUACACUGGCAUCCACGCUAAGAGAUACGAUUAUUUCAGGGCUGCCUCAAAACAAUAAUGCUAUAGAAAGAAAAUUAUCGAGGAAGAGUAACAGGAGUAGGAAGAAUACGGUGACCUUUGAAGAACGUCUUCAAAAAUUGCCGCCCUUGAGCACUCAAACUUCGAACCAAUAUACGAAGGUAGUUCCAGUUGAAAAUAAUAUCGCCUUACACGUUCAUAACUUACCUACACCAGUAUCAAACACUCAAACGCCAGUUACAUUUCAAUCUGAAUCUGGGCUGAGAGGGGGAGAGAAGAAGAUGCCUUUUUUGAGAAGAGCCUCUAGUGCCCUAUUAAGAAAGACGUCUGCCAAGAAUGGCACCAAUCUAACCAGAACAAAUACACCUUCUUUAUCGACAUCCCAAACAUUUGAAUCGGACCUAAAUGGUCGGCAACCUAUGCUAAUUCGACGAUCCUCCAAUAUUGAAAGCAAACUACCUAGAAGGCAGCUUUCGUGUUCAAAGCUUUAUUCGCGUCUGGAUUCAGAUCUCAAGUCUGCGAAUGGCAAUCGAGCUUCGGAGGAGGUCUUAGGAUCCACCGCAAAUGAAGCAGAACACGUCUACAGGAAAACGUCCCUCGGCUCUAAGAUAAGGAGAGGUUUCACUAGAAUAUUGAGUGAUAGUAAUAAUAGUAAGGAAGUUCUCACUUCAUCGCCCAAAUCUAUUGCGACCGCAGGACCGACAGCAUUGUCUUUAUCCUCUUUAUCUACCACGGGAAGCAAUCCGAUAACGCCAAGCUCCAAAGAAAAUAAUCGAGUUUCAAUAGAUAGCGUGAGUACAGUUAAUCGAACAUCAACAUCUCUCCCACAGUCAUCAACAGACAUCGUAUCUCCAUUACGCGAAGAAACCAGGAUCAAUGUUCCAAAAAGAUCAUCAAGUAGAAAGAUACUAUCUAAAAAUUCAAGCAAGAGAGAUGUACUGCCCGAACAGCAGGCAAAAACAAGUGAGAUAUAUUUAGAUAAAGAAGCGUUACGAAGUUUUGUUCCUGUACUCUCCGUCACAGAGGACACACAUCGCAUUAACCGCUCUUCGUUACAAACGCAGUCUACUAUCGGAUUAUGCAUUGACAAUUUAAGAAACAAAGAAGGCAAGAAGCUCGACGCCAAGGAAUACGUGGAAAUUCUGACGCAGCAGCAACGCAAGGAAGAUGAAAGAUAUGCCGUUUUAGAAAAAAAAUUCGCAUCUUGUACAUGGUGCAGUGAUAAGGACCUACAGUACUUGAAAAAGAAACGAAUUUCCGUGAACAAGAUAUGGUCUGAUUAUGUCCGAUUUUACCGUGGAAAGUUGAACAACCCAUAA
This is a messenger RNA of Saccharomyces paradoxus, 2286 nucleotides long. RefSeq lists its product as uncharacterized. The transcript has a single exon. NCBI's taxonomy places the organism in Eukaryota, Fungi, Ascomycota, Saccharomycetes, Saccharomycetales, Saccharomycetaceae. The record is from RefSeq and is a predicted model, not a curated record. Bases 1 to 2286 code for a protein of 761 amino acids.